Messenger RNA from Ceutorhynchus assimilis (cabbage seed weevil), 941 nucleotides. Lineage: Eukaryota; Metazoa; Arthropoda; Insecta; Coleoptera; Curculionidae. The record is from the annotation of a GenBank genome assembly.
CAACCGUUAACCAGCAGUGCAAAUUGGCUGAAAUAUUUUUCAAAAAUUUAUUGACUAGGCAAUCCAUAGUUUUCUAAAAUGUCUGGGGGAUGUGGAGGAGGAUGCGGGUCCAGAAGAUCUAUUAGCUUGAUGAACGAGUCAGAUAGAUCGCCCAGCAGAUACAGUUAUGCUCCUGAUCCUAAUACGGUUUACUAUGAACAGAGACAGACAACCUCUACGAGACGCAUCGGGGUUCGAUUACCCACACCCGAAGAAGAACGAAUGAUUUUAGCAGCUACUUCGCCAAGCAGCAACAGUCGCUAUUUGAUGAAUUCGUCUUCGUCUUCGUCUUCGUCCAGACCCCGCGAAUCUUCAUAUUCCAGGCAAUAUUUGGACGCUGGCCCAUCAGUAUCUCAGCGUUCCCUUUCGCGUUCAAUUUCUCCUAGGAUGUCCCCAAAGCAUUCAACUUCGGUUUUGUCGAAGCUUUCGGCAAGCAGGCAGUCUACUAUGAUCGAGGAUGAUUUUGAAGACGAAGAUCCAUUUCCUGGUAGUUUCCAGGCUGGUUCAUUUGGUUCUUCACGUAGAAGUGGUUGCGGAUGUUAGGUAAUUAAAAAAUUUAGGCGCUGGUCUUCGCUAUGUUUUUGUAGUUAUUGUUUAAGUGUUGUAAAGCGAACUUUAUAUUUUUAUUUUAUAUUAUAUGUCAUGGUUUUCUUCUAAAGUGUCUAAAUAAACCAGAGGGCGGGUAAAUAAUCAUUAGAUGCCUAAAAAUCAUUUUUUAAAUAAUAAUUUUUCCCGUCUCUGCGCAUAUUUGAAUACUUGCUAUCGGUUGUUUUUUUUCCAAAAUUACAACAAAUAAAUUUUGUAAAAUUUAUUUUGUUUGAACUUUUGGAUUUGAAAAUUGGUCGAUGAAGUUUUUUGUUUAAUGACUAGAACUAGUUUCGUAUUUUUUAUAUUCUAGAUAA